CAGGCCAAAGAGACUGCUGGUUCUUCUACUGAUCAUUUUGAAAACUGGACCAACCACAGCCUGCAGCAGCAGUUGUUCAUCAGUCUGUAACUGCAGAGACAGAGGCCUCAGCACGGUGCCUCAAGAUCUACCUAGUACUAUCACUAGCCUUAAUUUAGGGCGCAAUGCCAUCACAAGCCUAUCUUCGUCUGACCUCUCAAGGUACAGCAGUUUGACAAAACUGAUUAUGUUCGGUAACCCAAUAACUAUUGUACAUCCUGGGGCAUUUUCAAAUCUUAUUCACCUUGAACGUUUGAGUGUGACUUCCACCCAACUAACAAACAUCCAGUCAUAUGGUACAUACGGUACAUUCUCAAAUUUACCUAAGCUGAAAGAUUUGUUCCUGGACAAAAACAAUCUAUCUAUCAUUCGACCUGGCACAUUUUCAAAUCUUCCCAGUCUUGAGCUUUUGUACCUGACAGGUAACAAACUAACCGACAUUGAGCCUGGCGCGUUCACAAAAGUACCCAAGCUUGAAACAUUGUACUUGAAGAACAACCAUCUAAGUCAAUUCCAUCCCGAGUCAUUCUCAAAUCUACCAAAGCUUCGAAUAUUGGACCUAUCCUCAAAUAUGAUUUCUAAAGUCGACUCUGAUGCAUUCUCUAAGAUACCCACACUGAGAGAGCUGGGCCUCGAGUCCAACCAAAUAACCUACAUUCAACCUGAUACAUUCAAAUUUCUACCGCAGCUCGAGCGGUUGGAGAUGGCCUCAAACCAGAUAACUAACAUUGUGCCUAAUUCAUUCUUAAACCUCCCUCAACUCCAAAGGUUAGAGCUUGACUCCAACCUUAUAACCAAGAUUCAACCUGCUGUAUUCUCAAAUCUCCCAAACUUACAAGCAUUGCAUCUACAAUCUAACCAAAUGACUAGCAUUCAGCCUGACACAUUCUCAAACUUACCAAAGCUUACUAGAUAUGGAUUAAAACUGCAUAACAACCCCUGGCAGUGUGACUGCAGGAUGGUUGCAUUCAGGUUAAGGUUGGCCAUGUCCCAAUUGUUUGAAGACAAAAUCAUCUGUGAGGAACCUGUUCGCUUCGCCUGCGUCCUUUCCGCCUGA
Branchiostoma floridae (Florida lancelet) is the source of this 1096-nucleotide messenger RNA. RefSeq names its product leucine-rich repeat-containing protein 15-like. Gene Ontology annotation, cellular component: plasma membrane. The record is from RefSeq and is a predicted model, not a curated record. Gene Ontology annotation, molecular function: protein binding. The coding region runs from base 227 to 1096 and encodes 289 amino acids. Lineage: Eukaryota; Metazoa; Chordata; Leptocardii; Amphioxiformes; Branchiostomatidae. The transcript is spliced from 2 exons.